AUGUCGACGACUUCAUCUCCUUCGCCGUUGCAAGGCCCAACUGGCCGUGUCGAUGAGAAAACUCUACCCCAGGGUCAGUGCCGCUACAUAUUGCUGGUCCCUGGCAUCAAAGGCCAACGAUGCGCUUGUGUUCACUUUUCUCUCAACCGAUCUACGCCCGGCGCUAGUUGCGACUGUGGGCACAUGGCCUGUUAUCAUGUCAAGACCCCGGAGCCGUCGUCGACCAGAGAGGAGGUGGAGCUUCUGAAGCAGCGACUUCAAGGCCUUGAAGAUCAACUUGACCAGCAGAGACAAGGCGGCCUUGGAACCGUCGUUGCCAGAGUGAGCGAGCUAGAGGACCUCGUCGACAAAAGCCGUGAAGAAAUAGGCCAGGAGAUCAAGGGUUCCUAUCGCAAUAUCAACAGAGUAUGGCAGUCUGUUGAGCAGCUUGAGCGUCAAACCUCUCAUCUCCGGGAAACCCUGCGUUCUCAAUCAGAACACAUGGAACGUGUCAGCGGGGAGUUGGAGAGCGUCAGCAAUCGACAAAUGGAGCUUUUCGACGCCGACGAAAGCAUCGAAGAGAGACUGGAACAGCUAGAGUCAGACCAUGAUUCUUUAGCCAACGCCGUGGUGGCCUCCAACCCACAACAGCCGCUAGUAGCCACUCUGUGUUCGCAGCCCGAUGACGAAUACAACCCAGGAGAAGCUGCCUGUAUCUCGCCAGCCAUCAGCGCGACCGAUUCCAAUAUGAGUUCAAGCAACUGCGGGGCCUGGACAGUUCAUAUCUCACUUCUUCCGACAGCCUCUCAGCCUUUCCCAUUCGAAAGAGACACCAACGCCUACAAGCGCUGCUUGUCCCGAGGGCUUCAUCGGACUGUAGUAGUCGGCGGCCCAGAUAGUGACUCUUUCAUCGAGGCUGUCACAAAGUCUUUCGGUAGCCUACUCAGAGGAAGAUCCUGGAUGCCUCUACAGGCCAAGCUUUGCGACGCAGAAAAGCUCCAAGGGCUUCCCAUGCUCAGGCCACUGGACUCAAGACUUGUUGACAGCGAUUAUGAUCUCAACUUCCUCAAGAAAUUUUGCGGCGUUUGCGAGGCCAACGGCAAGAUCGAUUCUCUAUAUAUAGCCAUGCGCCAGGAUAAGUUUUCAUGGCACUUUCUACGAAACUCUCCGAUCUUCAUAGAGGGUCUCGAGAAUUGCUGGAUUUACGAUCAUUUCUUAGAUCCAAACGACCCAGUUGAAGACGACCGCAUGGAAGAGCAUGAUCGACCCUCCGCCGGAGAUAUUGUUCCGAGUCUCCCAAACUUGAAGCGAGCGGCAUCCGAGAUGUCACGGACGGCUGGCUUAACGGCCGCAUCAACAGGCAGCGAUUCUGACGGCUCUCAAACCAAGACACCCCGAACCAGUUGCCUACCUAGUCUAGUUGAAUCGCGGAGGCGUUUGGAGACUGUGUGA
Molecule: messenger RNA, 1431 nt
Organism: Colletotrichum acutatum
Lineage: Eukaryota; Fungi; Ascomycota; Sordariomycetes; Glomerellales; Glomerellaceae
Exons: 2
Coding region: 1-1431 (476 amino acids)
Source: RefSeq, a predicted model, not a curated record